AUGACAAUACAAACCAACACCAUCACGCAGACGGGAACAGUUCCCUCUUCCUUCUUCGAGACAGCCCCAUAUAUUGCUCCCGAUGCUAUCUUUGCUCUCACAGCAGAGUACAAUGCCGACACAUUCCCCCAGAAAGUGAACCUCGGGCAAGGGACCUACCGAGAUGAGAAUGGACAGCCAUGGGUUCUGCCUUCCGUGCGGAAGAGUCGCGAGCUGCUCGUUGAGCAGGGUCUGAAUCAUGAGUAUCUUCCAAUCUUGGGUCUUCAGGCGUUUCGCCUGGAGGCGAGUAAGAUGGCAUUAGGCUCUGGACUCUACGAGAAAAUCCAAUCUAGGCUCGCAACCUGCCAAGGCCUCUCCGGCACUGGAUCUCUGCAUCUAGCAGGCCUACUUCUCCGAAGUUGCCGUGCACCGUUACCAAAGAUAUACAUCCCCAGUCCCACAUGGUCAAACCAUCACCAAGUCUUUUCCUCUCUCGGGUUUACCUGCGAAUCGUUCGGAUACUACGAUGACGCUCAGAAGAACAUAGACAUCGACAGCUACUACUCUGCCCUUAAACGGGCGGAACCAGGCUCUGUCGUCAUCCUUCACGCGUGCGCGCAUAACCCCACCGGCUGCGAUCCUAGCAAAGAGCAAUGGAAGGAAGUCGGUCGUAUUGUCAAAGAGAAGGGACUAUUCCCUCUCUUCGAUGCAGCAUACCUUGGUUUCAAUUCGGGCAAUAUCGAUGAUGACGCUUUUGCCAUUCGGUAUUUUGUUGAUGAAUUGGACCUGGAGGCAGGUGUUUGUUUGUCUUUUGCGAAGAAUAUGGGGUUAUAUGGAGAGCGCACGGGCUGUCUAUUCUUCGUAGCUCGGACAGACAAAGCCGCGACAAACACACAAUCAGUGCUCGAGAUGCUGCAACGGUCUGAAGUCUCGAAUCCGCCCGCUUAUGGAGCCAAAAUUGCUGCUACAAUCUUGGCGGAACAGGAGCUUAAGGCACUCUGGUAUAGAGACCUCGAGACCAUGAGUGGUCGUAUCCGGGCGAUGCGGAGGGCCCUGUACGAUUCGUUGAACAGCAAUGGCGCGCCUGGUAACUGGGACCAUUUGAUCCGCCAGUCGGGUAUGUUUGGUUUCUUGGGUCUUGCUCCGGAUGUGGUCCAGAAGCUGAAGGUGCAAUACCACAUCUACAUGGCGGCCAACUCGCGAGUCUCUAUAGCCGGGCUCAACGACGGGAAUGUGGAUUACGUCGGUCGCUCGAUUGCCGAGUGUCUGAAGAGCAACUAG
Messenger RNA from Aspergillus welwitschiae, 1260 nucleotides. RefSeq names its product pyridoxal phosphate-dependent transferase. NCBI's taxonomy places the organism in Eukaryota, Fungi, Ascomycota, Eurotiomycetes, Eurotiales, Aspergillaceae. Gene Ontology annotation, cellular component: cytosol. Gene Ontology annotation, biological process: L-aspartate biosynthetic process. The transcript has 5 exons. The coding region runs from base 1 to 1260 and encodes 419 amino acids. The record is from RefSeq and is a predicted model, not a curated record. Gene Ontology annotation, molecular function: pyridoxal phosphate binding; L-aspartate:2-oxoglutarate transaminase activity.